Papilio machaon (common yellow swallowtail) is the source of this 740-nucleotide messenger RNA. It is a transcript of the gene MHF1, whose product is annotated as centromere protein S-like. Gene Ontology annotation, biological process: resolution of meiotic recombination intermediates; replication fork processing. The transcript has 4 exons. The coding region runs from base 218 to 736 and encodes 172 amino acids. The record is from RefSeq and is a predicted model, not a curated record. NCBI's taxonomy places the organism in Eukaryota, Metazoa, Arthropoda, Insecta, Lepidoptera, Papilionidae. Gene Ontology annotation, molecular function: protein heterodimerization activity; chromatin binding. Gene Ontology annotation, cellular component: FANCM-MHF complex; Fanconi anaemia nuclear complex.
AUCAACGUCAACGUAAUAAUCCAAAAACAACAAAUAAAGACUCAUGAAAACAUUUUUAUUUGUUCGAUAUUGUUUCUGUUGGCAAUUAUAAGAUAAUAUCGUCUAAAAGUUUACGAUCAAUUGUUUUGGAAACCACCUCCAUUUAUCUAAAAUUCUUAAAGAUAUUGAAUUCCAAGAAAUAGCGGGAAGGUAAAAAAAGGUCUAAAAUUGUUACAUUAUGACGACAUUUGAAAAUUUAACAAAAUCCCAAAAGCUACGAGCUUCGUUACAUCGAGACGUGCAGGCCAUUUGCAAAGAAACGUGUCAUAACCUUGGCUUGGACAUAACGAAAGCCUCAAUGGAAAUCAUUGCUGAGCUUGUCUAUAAGAAGUUAUGCAUUUACGCUCUUGAUUUGGAGGCAUUUGCUAAGCACGCUAAACGAAGCACCAUCAACUGUGAUGACGUCUUACUAUUAGUAAGAAGAAAUCCAUCUUUGAAAGCACAUUUAAGUGAUCUAAUAAGUAAUCAACCUUCGACUUCAAAAGAUAAAAGAAGAAAGACAAUUGCUGUGGCAAACUUAAAAGAAACUCUUACAGUUACAACAUCGAAAUCAGAAAUCGAAAGUGAAAAGAUAGACAAAGAAAAAGUAAACAAAGAGAAGAAAGAUAAAGAAAAAGGAAUAGAAAAUGACUUUAAAAUGGACAAUAGAAUUAAGGAUAUGUCUAUAGAUGGUACUAUAGAUUUAACUUUUGAUUAAAAAA